Raphanus sativus (radish) is the source of this 2366-nucleotide messenger RNA. Its product is annotated as probable disease resistance protein At5g66910. Lineage: Eukaryota; Viridiplantae; Streptophyta; Magnoliopsida; Brassicales; Brassicaceae. The record is from RefSeq and is a predicted model, not a curated record. Gene Ontology annotation, biological process: defense response to fungus.
UCACGACUUGUGGCGCGUGUGUGGAUACUCGAAUGAUGACGCGGAGGGUUAACACAGAAGCAGAUGCAAACGGUUCCACAGUUUCUAGGUAACUGCGCAGCAAGCUGAAGGAAAGAAGAACCCCAUUUUAAAGUAGUUAAAUGGAAGCAAAUGGUGUGUAUAUAUAUAUAUAUAUUUGAAAUAAAAGUAACACAUUAGAAAUGUAUAUAGUGGCCACUGGGACAAAGGAAAGUGUAUUUACAUGUAAUUGCGCGGCAAGCGGGAGGCAGGAAAGUCAACCACGACAGGAUUGCUUUCCAAGUAAGCUAAAAGCUUAAAACAUAGUAGUACAAGAGAAGACUUUCAGAAUCUAUCAAACACGAUGUGAAAAGUAUUUUUAAGGACGAACACUGAAACUAAAAGAAGAGAAACAAGGAUGAUCAAGGAGGUUGAGAUUCUGGUUAGUUCUGUUGCGGGAGCUAUUGCCUCUGAGGUGCUGAAAUUUGCGAUUGAAGAGGCGAAGCUGGUGUUUGCUUUCGACGAUGUGUCUAAGGAGCUCGCAUCGACCAUGGAGGAUUUGCUUCCGAUAGUGAGAGAGAUCGAAUCGAUGCAAGACGGUGGGGAGCUAAAGACUCUGACGGAUACGAUCGACAAGGCUCGUGUGUUGGUUGAGGAGUGCAAAGGCGUCAAGAAGUGGGAGAUACACUUGAAAGAGUAUUAUACAAGAAGAGUUGAUAAAAUCAACAGGAAGUUGGUCAACUUCUGUCAGGUUCAUCUACAGCUAAUUGGGCGUAGGAACGAUGGGAAGAACUUUACACAUAUGCUUGUAGCCCGAAGCUUUGUUCAGUUCCCAAGAUUGAUGAUAAGUAUCCAUCAUCUUCUUUUUCAGAUAUUGAAACGUUGCAGUGGACUCCCACUCGUAAUCGACGUAGUUGGCGUUCCACCUCUCAAUUAUUGGAAAGGUCAGGUGGAAAGCUGGUCUGAAGGGGAAACAAUUCUUGACAGUAGCAGAGUGCUACAACAUCUGCAGCCUAGCUUCACUGCCCUGAAACCUCAUCGUCUUAAAGAGUGUUUCAUGGACAUGGGUUCGUUUCUCGAGGACCAAAAGAUACGUGCUUCCGUUAUAAUUGACAUAUGGGUGGAACUAUAUGGUAAAGGUACUACUAGUAGUAGUUUCGUGUACAUGAAAUACCUCGAUGACCUUGCUUCCCACUACCUGCUUAAACUUACUCCUCUCGGGAGAAAUGAGCAGGAAGAUGGUUUCUACAAUGAGCUCGUGGUCACUCAACAUGAUGUCCUGAGGGAGCUUGCUAUUCAUGAAAGCGAAUCAGAAGCAGUAAUGGAAAGAAAAAGACUCAGUUUGGUGAUACAAGGAGAUGACUAUCCUGACGUGCGUUUGAUUCAAAGGGAGUCUGCCCGCUUCCUCUCUAUCUAUACAGAUGAUUUGUUCUCUUCGAAUUGGGAGGAAAUGGAUUCAUUCGAGUUCCCCAAUGUUGAGGCUUUACUUCUUAAUAUCUAUUCAUCAAACUAUAAAUUACCGAGAUUCAUUUCCACAAUGAAGAAACUCAAGGUUGUGGUUAUAAUAAAUCACGGUCCUAAUUCUGCAACAUUGACCAACUUGUCAUGUCUCAGCUCUUUACCGAAACUGAAACGGAUCAGGCUGGAGAAAGUUUCAAUCACUUUUCUGGACAUUUUCAAAUUGCAAAGUCUCAAGAAGCUGUCUUUGUUCAUGUCUUGUUUCGGUCAGUUUUCUCAUGACAAAAACGAAAUAGACGUCUCUAAAGCUCUAUCAAGUUUACAAGAGGUGAAUCUAGACUACUGCUAUGAUCUCGAGAAGUUACCUAACUGGAUCUCUGAAGCUGUUUCGUUGGAGAAACUUAGCAUCACAAACUGUCAUAAGCUCUCUAUGCUUCCUGAAGCUAUAGGCAACUUGAGCAAGUUGGAAUUGCUGAGGUUGUGUUCUUGUAUUAGUCUCUCUGAGGCUGAGCUACCCGAAACUAUUGUGAGACUCAGCAACCUGCAGUUUCUGGAUAUUUCUCAUUACUUAGGAUUGAAAAAGUUGCCUCUAGAGAUUGGGAGGCUGGAGAAGCUGAAGAAGAUCUCCAUGAACAAGUGUUGGAAAUGUGAAGUGCCGAAUCUAGAGAAUCUGGAGGUGAAAUGCGAUGAAGAAACUGCGGUGGUCUUGUGGAAAGGUUUAGGGCAAAAAAUGAUAAACUUGAAUGUUCAAGUGGAGGAAACAGAGCACAACCUGAACUUCCUUCGAUUGUUGUAAGUUGUGAGUGAAAGAACAUUGUCACUAGCUUUUGUGUGUGUCUUGUAAUGUUGUUUAUUCGUCUCAUCAUCCAAAUGUAUCUGUUUUUACUAAUAAAAAACUGUCUACAAUUACA